This is a messenger RNA of Alternaria ethzedia, 1233 nucleotides long. RefSeq lists its product as uncharacterized. Lineage: Eukaryota; Fungi; Ascomycota; Dothideomycetes; Pleosporales; Pleosporaceae. The transcript has a single exon. Bases 1 to 1233 code for a protein of 410 amino acids. The record is from RefSeq and is a predicted model, not a curated record.
AUGGCAGCUUUUACUUGGCCUAAUGCCGCGCAAGGAACUGCUUCCUCGGGUACGACGACUUCGUCUUCUGUCACCACUUCGACUGCAGUCGAUUCUGGUGUAUUCUACUCAUCGGAUGUCGCUGCAUCGACGUCUACUGCUUCAGACGGAGGAGCGUUCUUUUCUUCAGACGUCUCAACGACUGCUGUUGCCUCCGCUACAAGCACUUCAACAGCGGUAGAUCCUGGUACCUUCUACUCGUCGGCUGUACCUACGUCUACUUCCACUGCAUCCGAUGGAGGCACUUUCUUCUCUUCGGACGUUCCCGUCUCUAGCAUUGGCUGCCAUCAUUGCACAGCUUGUACGAAGACGACCUCGACCGCCAGUGCUCACGCAAGUGCGUCUCCUUUCCUAAAGGCAGUCUCGGACAAUCCUUGGAAUCCAAAUGUAGCACCGCCGAUUGAUGCGUUACCAUCGUACAUGGAUUACGACACGGUGUCCACCCUGAUGCCCAAAGCUACCGGAGUCGCUUUCGAUCGCGGAACACCUUUCGAGAUGGCCGAUCCCAUAAUGCCAAUAACAGACGGAUCGUCUGAUCUUCAUUCGACCUUCGCCAAGCGAGACAGUCCCCGCUUCGCGAGAAACCCAGGCCACAUCAUCGGCCUCAUCAUACUGGUCCUCGGCGUCGUCCUCGUAGGUUUCCUAGCGAUCAAGUACUGUAGGGGUCUGAUUCCCACGACUCACGAUCCGGAACAAGGUGAUAGCCGCCGUCGCUAUCCACAUUAUGAAAAAGAGGUCGUCCGUGGACGACGACGCCGCCGUGACGGCUCACCUUCCACGACCCAUUUUGCUGACAUACCAAUUUCGGAGGGAUAUGGCAUGGAUCCGGUUGACCUUGCUCGCGCACAGAACUGGCAAGACGGCUUCGACGAAAAAGGUGUGUAUGCUACACGAGAUCACGAAGACCGAAGGCCAUCCACUGAUAACUUCCAGUCAGUCGCAACGCAUGGAACUGGUGAUAAUGCUGGAUAUCGACUGCAAUUACCCAGCUUUAUAAGAACACGCAGCUCGAAUCCAAAGUCCCGUCCCGUAAGCGAUCUGCCGGCGCUCGCCCGUAAUCCGGAGUACCCAGCCGGUCAGCCAGUUUCGCCGUUGAGUGCAGACGGCCCACCCCACGAUUAUAACCGCACGCGAGAUUACAGCGACGUAUCACCGCUACAUUCGCCCACAAUGCAUCGCGAGAAUCGCAGGUAG